Molecule: messenger RNA, 1853 nt
Organism: Brassica rapa (field mustard)
Lineage: Eukaryota; Viridiplantae; Streptophyta; Magnoliopsida; Brassicales; Brassicaceae
Product: flavonoid 3'-monooxygenase CYP75B137
Molecular function (GO): monooxygenase activity; iron ion binding; heme binding
Source: RefSeq, a predicted model, not a curated record
AUCAUUCUCCCGGAGCCUACAAUAUAAAUCUCCAUGCUCCCAUCUUAUCUACCACCACACAACACCAAACCCUCCAGUAACCAAAGUCUCUCAAACACAGAGAUUGAUCUUUGUCAGGAAGAAAAUGGAAGCGACUUCGUCUAGCUUCACUCUCUCCACGAUCCUCAACACAGAGGAUCCAUACAGCUCCAUCAUGCUCGCCGUAGCUGCUCUCGUCGCCAUCUUCUGCUACUUCUGGAUUCAAGGAAAGGCUAAGUCCAAGAACGGCCCACCGUUGCCUCCGGGACCAUGGCCACUUCCCAUCGUGGGAAACCUCCCGUUCCUAAACUCCGACAUCCUCCACACACAGUUCCAAGCCCUAACUCAAAAACACGGCCCUCUCAUGAAAAUCCACCUCGGCUCCAAACUCGCUAUCGUCGUCUCUUCCCCAGACAUGGCUCGCGAGGUUCUCAAAACCCACGACAUAACCUUCGCGAACCAUGACCUCCCCGAAGUAGGGAAGAUCAACACUUACGGUGGAGAAGACAUCCUCUGGUCUCCUUACGGCACCCACUGGAGAAGAUUACGUAAGCUCUGCGUCAUGAAGAUGUUCACCACGCCGACUCUCGAGGCUUCUUACUCCACUCGCCGCGAAGAAACCCGACAAACCGUUGUUUACAUGUCGGAAAUGGCUCGCGACGGGUCUCCCGUAAACCUCGGAGAGCAGAUCUUCCUCUCUAUCUUCAACGUCGUGACGAGGAUGAUGUGGGGAGCUACCGUUGAAGGAGAAGAGAGAACGAGCUUAGGAAACGAGCUCAAAACCCUAAUAUCUGAUAUCUCCGACAUAGAAGGGAUUCAGAACUACUCGGACUUCUUCCCCAUGUUCGCGAGAUUUGACUUCCAAGGACUUGUUAAGAAGAUGAAGGUCCACGUGAAGAAGCUAGAUCUUUUGUUCGAUCGUGUUAUGGAGAGUCAUGUCAAGAUGGUGGGGAAAAAAAGCGAGGAAGAAGAAGAUUUUUUACAAUAUUUGAUUAGGGUUAAAGACGACGAUGAGAAAGCUCCUCUCUCGUUGACUCACGUAAAGUCACUGCUUAUGGACAUGGUUCUUGGUGGCGUGGACACAUCGGUUAACGCAUCGGAAUUCGCAAUGGCGGAGAUCGUUAGUAGACCAGAAGUUUUCAAGAAAAUCCGACAAGAACUAGAUCAAGUUGUUGGUAAAGACAGCAUCGUUGAAGAGUCGCAUUUACCAAAGCUUCCUUAUCUACAAGCUGUUAUGAAAGAGACUCUUAGGCUUCACCCUACUCUUCCUCUUCUUGUGCCUCAUCGGAACAGCGAGACCUCUGUGGUUGCGGGGUACACUGUGCCUAAAGACUCGAAGAUAUUCAUCAACGUUUGGGCGAUUCAUAGAGAUCCUAAGCAUUGGGAUGAACCAAACGAGUUUAAACCUGAGAGGUUUUUGGAGAACUCGCUUGACUUCAAUGGAGGUGACUUUAAGUAUUUACCUUUUGGAUCGGGGAGGAGGAUUUGCGCGGCGAUUAACAUGGCUGAGAGGCUUGUUCUGUUCAACAUUGCGUCGCUUCUUCACUCUUUUGACUGGAAAGCUCCUAAAGGACAGAAGUUUGAGGUUGAAGAGAAGUUUGGGCUUGUUCUUAAGUUGAAGAGUCCACUUGUGGCUAUUCCUGUUCCAAGGUUGUCUGAUCCCAAACUCUACACAGCUUAAAUAACUAAAUGAAAAUUUGGUUCAGGGAAGUUGAUUGUGAUUUACUUUUAUUUUAUUUUGUGGUGAGAGUUUUUAAUAUUUAAAUGCUUUGUAAAAAUGGAGUGUGUGAAGACGCAUAUCUGAUUAUAUAUAAUAAAUUUAUUUAUUUAUAUAA